AUGAAAAGAGAAGAAGCAGCAGAGAUACUUGGAUGCACACUAGAAAGCAGCCAUGAAGAAAUACGCAAGAGCUACAGGAAACUGUCGAUGAAAAUGCACCCAGACAGGCCUGGCGGCUCAGAGGAGCAGUUUAUCCGCCUCAACCAGGCAUAUGAGCUGCUUACGGAGAAAAACGCAGCUGACAGAGAGAUAAUCACAAAGAACAUGUUUGACAGAUUUAGGGAGAUAUACGAAGGGUCGCAAGAGGAGCAAGACGAAAUAAUUGCCCUGUACAAAAAGCACAAGGGUCGCAUGGUAAAAGUAAUUGACGCCAUGAUGCUUGGGGAGGAUGAGCAGGAGGAUAGGUACCGACAAAUAAUUAAUGAGCAGAUCAAGGACAAGAAAGUAGAGGAGUUUAAAGACUACGCAAAGGCAAAGCCGCUCAUGAUGAACAAAAGAAGGCAAGAGAAAAGAAGAAGAGAAAGAGAGGCAGCUGAAAUACUUGCAAAGGACUUAGAAAAAAGAGCAGAAGAGAGACAGCAGCGGUAUAAUCAAAUGAUAGAAAGGCUGGAGGAGAAAGUGGCAAAGCCAAACAAAAAAAGGUGCAAGAAGUAG
This is a messenger RNA of Nematocida ausubeli, 594 nucleotides long. RefSeq lists its product as uncharacterized. The record is from RefSeq and is a predicted model, not a curated record. The transcript has a single exon. Gene Ontology annotation, molecular function: heat shock protein binding. Gene Ontology annotation, cellular component: nucleus; cytoplasm. Bases 1 to 594 code for a protein of 197 amino acids. NCBI's taxonomy places the organism in Eukaryota, Fungi, Microsporidia.